AAGAUAUAUAGAGGUUGUUGUGAAGGGUGAAGAGGAAGUGAGGGGAGAAGAAUUUAAGAGAAAAAUAAUAUAAAAAGAUAAGAUGUGGGGCCUCGGCUUUUUGUGUAAGUGAGAGGUGAGAGAAGGGGAUGGAUGAGAGAGACAGAGAGAAAUAGACGAGGCACAGGUGAACAGAGGGGAUGGGUGAAAAAGAAAAGAGGGGGUGAAGACUGAAGAGGAAAAGGGGAGAGAGAGAAGAAAGAGAAGAAAACUAAUUUGUGUUUUUGUUAAUAUUUUUUAUCUUAAUUAUUGAAUAAAAUUAUUAAAUUACUUUUAGUUAAGAUUCAAAAUUAUUAAAUUACUUUUAGUUAAGAUUCAAAAUAUUUUUUAUUUUUUGGAAGAAGGGAAAAGUCCGAAAAGAUAGGAGUUGAGAAGAAUAAACCUUCUGAUCAAAAACAAAAGAGAGAAUAAAAAACCCAUUAAAAACAAAACUACACUUGCAGCUUUCCUUUUGCUCCAAAAUCAAAAUCCUAAAGAAACUCUUUCGUGCUUCAAUUGUCUCUUGCUUUAUUUAGUUGAAUUAAGAUGGAGGGUGACAGAAUCAGAAUCAGGUGCUUGAACAAACUCUUUCGUGCUUUAAUUGUGCUGUUCACUUUACUGCAAUGUGCUGUCAACCCUUCCCUUUCCCUUGGAUUCAAAAAUAUUUCUUCAGAAGGAGUGGUGAGGUGCUUUGAGAGGGAAAGAGAAGCACUCCUUGCUUUCAAACACGGCCUCGUGGAUCACUACCAUCUCCUCUCUUCGUGGGGAAGAGAAGAACACAAGCAGGAUUGUUGCAAAUGGGUCGGCGUCCACUGCAGCAACCGAACCAACCAUGUUACUCAACUUCAUCUUGGAUGGUCUUAUUUGAGUGAAUCUUACUCACAUCAACAUAAAGCAGACACGCAGUACAUCGAUUAUUUUUUGCAAGGUAAGAUGAUGAGUCCCAAACUACUUGAGUUGCAGCAUUUGAAAUAUUUGGACCUUUCGUGGAUAAACUUCAAUGGGACCCGACUUCCAUAUUUCAUUGGUUCUCUUUCCAAUUUAAGAUACCUCGAUCUCUCUUUUGCUUCUUUUGGUGGUCGAUUUCCAAGCCAAGUUGGAAACCUUACCCACUUGCAAUAUCUUGAUCUCCGAUGGAAUGACUUUAACAGUGCAGAAAAUCUGAAUUCGUGGCUCCCUCUUCUUUCUUCUUUAACAUAUUUGGAUCUGAGUCGCACCAAUCUCAGUAAUGUUCAUGACUGGCUGGAAACAGUUAGUAAGCUCCCUAAACUUACAAACUUGACGUUACAGGGGUGUGGUCUUCCUUCUCCUGUAAUCCAUUCCAGCACUCUUUUUAACAUAAAUUCUUCAAAAUCUCUUGCUCAUGUUGACCUCUCUCACAACCAAUGCACUUCUCCUUCAAUAUAUUUAUGGUUGUCUAACUACAAUGCUAGCCUUGUCUAUCUUGACCUCUCUAACAACAGUUUGACUGGUUUAAUUCCCAGUGUCGUUGAAAACUUGACCUCUCUUGUCCAUCUAUAUCUCUCUCAUAACAAAUUUGACGCGGUGAAUCCACAUUCUUUUUCCAGCUUAUGCAGUUUGCAAUCACUGUACCUAGCCAAUACUAGUCUGAGUGGACAGUUUUCCGAGUUUGUUCAAAUGUUGUCCACAUGCGUUCAAAACUCAUUAGAGUCUCUGUACCUCUCUAACAAUCAUCUUUCUGGAUCAAUUCCUGAUCUCACAAACUUUUCAUCGUUGAAAGAAUUAUUUCUCAUUGGAAAUCAAUUGAGUGGAACAAUACCUGAAAGCAUUGGGCACCUGUCUAAUCUAGAGUAUAUGGACUUGAGUAUGAAUGCUCUCGAAGGUGUGGUUUCGGAAAGCAUUGGGCAACUGUCUAAUCUAGAGUAUAUGGACUUGUCUAUGAAUGCUCUGAAAACUGUGGUUUCGGAAAGCCACUUCUCGAAUCUCUCUAGAUUAAGAUAUUUGGAUUUGUCCUCUACCUCACUAGCUUUAAGCUUCAAUUCUAAUUGGGCUCCACCUUUUCAAUUGGGCUAUAUAAGUUUGGGGUCUUGCAAGAUGGGUUCGUAUUUUCCAAAAUGGCUUCAAACUCAGAAUGAGUAUUUAUACCUUAAUAUUUCUAAUGCUGAAAUUGUGGAUAUUCCAAGCUGGUUUUGGGGUACGACUCGUAACGUGAAAUUUAUCGAUCUUUCCAAUAACCAAAUUGGAGAAAUGUUUGCAAAUUCGACAAUGAAUUUUACGAAUUACCCCAUAGUUCCCUCAACUCUAUCGCAUGCGUCAUAUUUGGAUCUCUCUAAUAAUAACAUUUCAGGGUCAAUUUCUAUCUUGUGUGAAGCAUACAAGAGUUUAAAGUUUCUUAAUCUCUCAAGCAACAAUCUCUCCGGAGAGCUUCCAGAAUGCUUGACACAUUUUGACCAUCUAGUCAUGCUUGAUUUGAGCUACAAUGCUUUUUCGGGGAAAAUUCCAUCCACAGUAGGCUCACUAUAUCACAUGGAAACAUUGAAACUAAGAAGCAACAGAUUUGUUGGAGAGUUGCCUUCAUCCUUCAAGAAUUGCACCAGUUUAAAAGUUAUUGAUGUUGGAAACAAUCAAUUAUCAGGACCCAUACCAAAAUGGUUAGGGGUUAGCCUUCAGAAUUUGGUUAUCUUGAUGCUUUCCUCUAAUAACUUCAAUGGAAGCAUGCCGUCUGAACUAUGCCGUCUAACAAAAAUUCAAAACUUGGAUGUGUCUGUGAACAACAUCUCUGGAGCAAUACCAAACUGCCUCAGCAAUUUGGCUGCUCUGGCACGUAUAGGAAAUUCAUCUCCGAUCCUUCAACAUUGGGUGUCAACAAAUUAUCUUGAUUUUGAUUAUAAGGAUGAUGCAACAUUUGUAUGGAAGGGAAGAAUGUACUCGUACAGAAACACUUUGGGACUCGUGAAGAGAAUUGAUUUCUCAAGCAAUAGGUUAACGGGGGAGAUUCCAAUUGAAAUCACAUAUCUUGUUGGGUUAAUUUCUUUAAACUUGUCAAUAAACGGAUUGACAGGUGAGCUACCUGCAAAGAUUGGAAAGUUGCAAGCAUUGGAGAUCCUGGAUUUGUCAAGAAACCAGAUAGAUGGCAGAAUUCCAACAAGCCUUGCUCGGAUAGAUCGUCUUAGUAUCUUGGACUUAUCAUACAACAAUUUUAAUGGCAAAAUUCCAACAGGCACUCAGCUCCAAAGUUUUGAUCCCUCCAAUUAUGCUGGAAAUCCUCAACUGUGCGGACCUCCACUUCAAAACAUGUGUGAUGAUCAACAGGAAACUGUGAUCUCAAGCAAUGAAGAAGAAAAUGAUGAGCUGAUAACAUGGGGAUUUUACGUUAGCAUGGCGCUUGGUUUUAUUGUGGGAUUUUGGGGAGUCUGUGGUAGUCUGAUUUUCAUCAGGCAAUGGAGAUACUCGUACAUCAGGUUCUUGAAUGUCUUGAAUGAUUGGCUUUAUGUGAAGGUGAUUUCGAUCAAGCGGCACUUCAAUUAAGCAAUGCGUCUUCUGAGAUAGCACAGAAGGGCUCACUUCACUAGAAGAGCUUCAUGGGCCUUAUCUGUUUUAAGUUUUCAAGUAUUGAGCUGUCAUAAUAAAGAACUUUACUACUAAAUCUCUUUGGCAGAGGAUUUGUUAAUGUUAGUUUGUAAGAUAUUUAUGUUUA
Molecule: messenger RNA, 3676 nt
Organism: Pyrus x bretschneideri (Chinese white pear)
Lineage: Eukaryota; Viridiplantae; Streptophyta; Magnoliopsida; Rosales; Rosaceae
Product: receptor-like protein EIX1
Exons: 2
Coding region: 565-3507 (980 amino acids)
Molecular function (GO): protein binding
Source: RefSeq, a predicted model, not a curated record